AUGUGGCCCCAACGCCUCCCUCCCACCCCUUUGAUGUUAGAAGAAACUCGAGAGCAAAUUGGCAGUAGCCAGAAAAAGGUAAAAGCACCAGAAUAUCAGCGGAAGGAACAACCUGGUGUUCGGCAGGAGAAGACAAAAAAGAAAAAUACUGGCCGUAGCCCUGAGACAACCACUUCUGGUGGUUGCCACUCACCUCGGAAUAGCCGGUACCACGAACUGGAAGUAGCCCUGGACUCAAGCUCCACAACAAUCAAUCGACUAAACAUCCCUGCUCAGUCCUUGCCACAUGCCGCAGGUUGUCGCCUCUCAGGAAAAAGAGUCAAGGAUCUGGCCGGCCGCCUGCAAUCCUCCUUUGAGCGUAUUCAAGAAUUGGAGCGGGCUCUCUCUGCUGUGUGUACACAGCAGCAGGAAGAGGACAGGAGGCAGCCUGAGGCUGGAGUCAGCUGCUGUGGAGUGAGUUGGGGGGCUGUGGGGAGCGAACACUGGAUGCAGAACUCAGUGGCCAAUCCUCGAGCCGCAGUGAAGCAGUCCUCCAGCGGCAGUUACGACCAGACCAGAAAGGAGCGGGCGCUGCUGAGCCUUGCACUGGGGGCAGAGGAAGAUGGUAGCCUGUCCAGCCACCAGCCCCCUCUCCAGGGCCCCUUCCCCCUGUGCUUUGGGCAGGCUCGCACAUUGAAGGAGGAGAAGAUGCGUGACAUACAUCAGAUACAGGAGCUGGAGAGGACCUUGUCCGAACUCAAACACCAGAUAGCUGAGCCCCCACCCCCAGCACCCCCAGCAGGGCCUUCUGAGGUGGAGCAGCUACAAGAUGAGGCCAAACACCUGAGGAGGGUGGAGAGUUUGGAAACUCUCCAGGUGGAAAGCAACCAGGCCUUGAGUCUCCUGAGCAAGCAGCAAAGGAGGAGGCAGGAGCAGGAGGAGAGGAGGCUUCAGGAGCAGGAGAGUCUGUGUGAGAGAAAGGAGAGGCUUCAGGAGCAGGGUGAGGGGCUGCGAAAGCGGAGACUGCGAAUGGAGGAGGAGAGGCUGCAAAAGCAGGAGAAGAGGCUGUGGGAUCAGGAGGAGAGGCUGUGGGAGGAGAAGAGGCUGCAGCAGGGAAGGAAACUCGCACUCUCCCAGAACCAAAAGCUUCGACAAGCACCUGGCCGAGCACAGUGUCAGCCGAGGGAUCUGGUGGAACAAUGAGAACAGAGCACACUGCAGUUGGAGCAGCGAAGUAAGGAGCUGCAGGAGAAGCCGAGUGAGGAGCACCUAGAAGCUGCCAGCCAGCAGAAUCAGCUAGAGGCCCAGAUGAGCCUCAUGGCUCUCCCCUGGAGAAGUACCUCCCUAGUUGGGUUGUCUGAGGACCCCUCUGGCCACCUCCCCACAGGAGUUGAAGGAAGACAUCUGGACAGUGAGGAGGAGGAGGCACCUCGGCUCAUACCAAGCAUCCCAGAGGACCUGGAGAGUCAGGAGGCCACGAGCAGCUUUGUGGACCUCCCGGAGGCGGACAGGAAGGAGCAGGUGGAAAAACUAGAGCUUGGAUUCAUCCAGCUCUCUGGAGCAAGAGAGGGCAUGAGAGAGUACAUCACCAUAUAUGAGAGCCAUGGGGCAGUGCCAAACACACAGCACCAGGAGAGGAACAUCAUCAGGCUGGCCCAGAAGGAGGAGGAGAUGAAGGUGAAAACUGCUGGGCUGCAGGAGCUGGUGUUACCGCUCAUGGGCAAUGAUGAGGGGCAUGACAAAUUCCUCCCCACUGCACAGAACCCUGCUGAGGAGCCCGCUCCAGGGGCCCCAGGCCCCCAGGAUCUUGGGGCUGCGGAGGAACAGGGUGAUCUUUGUGAGGCCUGGCCCGACAGCAUGGAGCCUGCGGGAGAGGCCAGGGAGGGUUCCCAUGUGCCCAGCCCCACGCUGAAGAUCGUGCAGCUGCUUCCCGUAAUGCAGGACACCCAGGAGCACCCAGGCUUGGCCAGCAAACCCUGCGUCCAUUCUUUUACGGGCAGCGGAGAACAGGGAGAUCCAACAUCAUCAUCAUCUGAGAGCUGGUCGAAAUUGAAAAACAACAAGCAAAAAAGUGAGUGA
Messenger RNA from Chlorocebus sabaeus (green monkey), 2058 nucleotides. Lineage: Eukaryota; Metazoa; Chordata; Mammalia; Primates; Cercopithecidae. The record is from RefSeq and is a predicted model, not a curated record.